UUUUAUUUUUUUUUUUUUUUUUUUUUAUGUUUUGCUCACUGUAUUUCAAACUUUGAUAUAAAUUUCCUGCAUUUAUACACUGCAAAUUAAAGUUGUUCCCUAUCACUAACAGGGUGAAUUCUAACAAUAAUAGAUCUUUUUUAAUUGUGUACACAUUCAUUUUGUUAGUCAAAUUCAGUAUCCCAGUUGCUAAUUACUAAAUUGUUAAACUGAUCGUGUUCUCUGAUCUCCCCAUACAUAAUCAAUAUAUAUACUUGCAUAUGCCUUCUUGUGUAUGUGUUUGUGUAUGCAAUAUUAGUAUAACAUUAUACUUAAUAAAUGUAUAAUAUUAUGUUGGUGGUUUGUGUGAUUUAUUCUACCGCAUCUAUUGUUGCAAAACCCCUAAUAUGUAGCCAAAUGAAGAACUUCAGAUGUAGGCUUAAGCUAAAAUAACCAUCAUUUACAAUUUUACAGUGCCUAAAAUACAAUAAGAUCAAUAAUGUCUGUCACUCUUUUUAAGCAAAAUAAGGAAAGGAGCAUUAACUUAAAAUGCACUGUACACUCAAAUGGCUUGCCUCAAUAUACACACAUGCAGAUUAAUACUUACAAUAAUAGACAUUUCAACAACCCAGGUUUUUUUUUUUUUUUUGGUUAAUUUGAACGUAAUUCACAUUAAAUCAUGCUAGGAAAUUUAACCAUAGCUAACAAUGAUGUCAACAAGAUGCACUUGUUUCUGUUUAUCUACAACCGCUUUCCCGGGUUCAUAUUUCACAGGAUUAUCACAAAAACAUUAGAUAAAUCAUGAAGUCAUUUUUGGGGUAUCCAAUAUGACCAAAAAUCAAUUUAGAUCAGAUCAAGAUUUUACAGCAACACUUUAUAUAACAUUACAUAAAUUACAUGAAAAUAAAUGCGAAGACAUGCAGACAGACUGACAGACAUUAAAACUGUGGUUCUUCAUAGGCUUCGUAGGUAUGUUAAACUCUCCUGGGUCACAUUUUAUCUGCUAGAUAGUGAGGCAUUAGUGUAAUAUGAUCUUUUAAAAAAAGUCAUACACCUUUCUCAGGUUGUUAAUUUAAAUAUGUAAGAAAAGGGGAGGAGAUAGUAUCAAAACAGAAACCAUAAAUACAUGUGUAAGAUAACGCCACAAGCACAGAUAUCUCCAUAUGUUAAACAGAAGAAAAUCCCAAAAUUAUUAUUGAUCCCUGUAUCCAGACAAUCAUUUCAACACCAAGGAAGUUCUCUACAGAACAUCCCAUUUGUGGACCAUCCCAUGAGACUCCCCACCAAAACCAACUGAAAACCAACAUCCAAAUCUCAUACCUUAACCAGAAGGUCCUGCAUUGGGCCCUCUAGCCAAAGAACUUCAGUCAGUGAAUCAACCGCCUCCAGUUCAUCCAGUCAUGAAUCAGUCUGAUCCAAGUAAUCCUGCACCUGAAGGUCCUGCGCCUGGACUCCAGACAGACGUUCAACCACCUCCAGUUCAGCCACAUUUGACUCAGUCUGAACCAGUCUAUGAAGUUGUUCUCCAGGUUCAUGAAGAACAUACAUACAUGUGUCCUGAUCCAGCUUCUCCACCUGCUGGGCUUCAGCCAGAGAAUCAGUCACCUCCAGUUCAGCCAGUCAUGAAUAUAUCUGCUACAGUUAAUGCAGUGCCACAACUGAUUCAGCCAUAUAAAGACUAUCCAGUCCAAAGCUACCUUCCAAAUCCCAUACCUCAGACAGCAGGACCUGGACAGGUUCCUCCAGCAGGGCUCCAGCCACAGAAUCAACCACUUCCAGUUCAGACAGCCUUGAAUCAAUCUGGUCUGAGUAAUCCAGCACAUCACCAGGUUCAGUCAUAUACAGGCCAUCCAGUCCAAAUCUACCCUCCAAAUGCCAUACCUCAGACAGCAGGACCUGGACAGGUUCCUCCAGGUGCAGUGCUCCAGCCACAGAAUCAACCACUUCCAGUUCAGACACUCAUGAAUCAAUCUCCAAAUCCAAUGCCUCAGCCAGGACAGCAACUUUCCACUUACCCUGUGGGAGGUUAUGUAGUACCUGGGCAGGUUCCUCCACUUGCAGGGCUCCAGCUGGGCAAUCAUCCACCUCAAGUUCAGACAGUCAUUCUGUCUACUCCAGGUCAUCCCGUCCAAAACAACCUUCCAAAUCUCAUGCCUCAGUCAGAAGGUCCUGCACCGGCUCCUCCAGCCAUAGAACUUCAGUCAAUGAGUCCUCCGCCUCCAGUUCAGCCAGACUUGAAUCAGUCUGGUCCGAGUAAUCCUGCACCUGACCAGGUUCAGCCAUAUGCAGCACCUGCAGUUCCACCACUAGUUCUACUUUAUGGAGUACCACCCGGUCUCGAAUACCUCACUCAGAUUGACCAGAUACUUGUUCACCAAAAAAUGGAGUGUAUAGAGAUGUUUACUGGCUUUGAGACUAACAACAAAUAUGAGAUCAAGAACAGCAUCGGGCAAGAGAUCUACCACGCCAAAGAAAAGAGUAACUGCUUUAUGCGUAAUAUCUUUGGUCCAGCACGCGGUUUUAGAAUGGAAAUUAAAGACCACAUGGGCCAAGAGGUCAUUCAUAUGGAAAGACCAAUGCGCUGCUUCAUGCAAGAGAUUGAAGUACAGGCUCCCCCUGGAAUAACCAUAGGCUAUGUGAAACAGGAGUGGUCCUGCCUUUUUCCAAAAUUCUCCAUCCUGGGCCCCAACAAUGAGGUACUACUGAAGAUCCGGGGACCCUUCCUUCCAUUCAAAUGUUGUGGUGACAUAAAUUUUGAGGUAAAAGGCAUGAUUGGUAAAGACUCUAUCGGUCGAAUCACAAAACAGCGAAGUGGUUUCAUUAAGAAAUGCAUCAGUGAUGCCACCAACUUUUGUAUCCAGUUCCCUAUGGACAUGGAUGUUAAUAUGAAGGCUGUACUUUUAGGUGCUUGCCUCCUUAUUGACAUCAUGUUCUUUGAAAAAGGUGGAAAUUUAUUUCUGAAAUUAUUAAAGGGAUUUUAAAAUGCCUUCCUUUUUGGUUAUGGGUAUAAAUGUAAUAAUAUCCUACCAUUUUCCACCCUGUCCCUGGGUCUCUAACGGAAAGCCUCAGUUUUUGUGGCGCUUGGCCUUUUUUGAUUGGCUAGAAUUUUUGUAAUAGGAAAUAAUGUAGUUUUUAAUAAUACAAGAAUAUGUACCUAGGUGCUUUAUUGCAUUAGUGAAAGGAGAUACAGGAUUAUAAGAGGAAAGAUGCAACACGAUAUGUUAUAUAUACAGUACAUGACAAAUAUAAUAUAAAUGAAGCUUACAUAUGUAUAACUUGAUUUUUUUAUGUUCUCAUCUGUUUGCAAACAAGCAUUGCUCUAAAUAUAUGAUUCACACUCUGUCCUUUCAUUUUAAUUGACACAUUUAUAGCUGAAAGUUGUAUAUCUUCCUUUCAAUACAGGAUUGUGAUGCAUUACCCCUCCAAAAAGAUAUUAAUGUUUUACAUUGAUAUUUUUUACAUUAACUUAUAGAAUGUUGUGUACAAAACAUUCGAGGGAGUUUUCUUUUCAGAGAUCUGCUUUUCUCUCUCCUCCCUAAUAGCAGAAAGAGUCAAAUGCAUGUGGUCUGAGUGAGAGUGGGGUAUAAGACACAUACUGUUGUCAUAGAGAAAAAUGCUAAAUGGGCAGGCAACCUUUGUCGAGAUGGAGAGACCUACAAAUAUAAAUGGACUCAUUGAGCCUUUUCUUUCCUCUCCCCUUCCUAUCAUUUUGGAACAACAUGAAAUGGAAUAUUCUUCAGUUCUGCAUUCCUCUUCAGUGAAUUUCAGCACUUGUGGGAACACAAAUGCACUAUUAUGCAAAUAUUCAACAAUGUUUUUCCAUAACCAUAAACUCAGUUGUACAGCACAAAUUAACCAGAUUUACUGUCAUUGUUGUGUCUCUUCAAAAUGUCAUUUUUUGUUGUCACUCUUUUUCAUAAUUAGUAUUUAGCUUUCAUAAUCAUAUUUUGCCUUCCAGACAAAAUUGUAUACUGCUGCUGUGCAAAUAUGCAGCCAAUGAAAUUUCCAAUGAAAAAAAAAAAUUUUUUUGGACAUUUUAAAAUUGUAUUGUUUUUUUCUGGAACAAUUAAAAUG
Messenger RNA from Cyprinus carpio (common carp), 4053 nucleotides. RefSeq lists its product as uncharacterized. Gene Ontology annotation, molecular function: phospholipid scramblase activity. Gene Ontology annotation, biological process: plasma membrane phospholipid scrambling. The record is from RefSeq and is a predicted model, not a curated record. Gene Ontology annotation, cellular component: plasma membrane. NCBI's taxonomy places the organism in Eukaryota, Metazoa, Chordata, Actinopteri, Cypriniformes, Cyprinidae.